Molecule: messenger RNA, 645 nt
Organism: Ornithodoros turicata
Lineage: Eukaryota; Metazoa; Arthropoda; Arachnida; Ixodida; Argasidae
Exons: 1
Coding region: 1-645 (214 amino acids)
Source: RefSeq, a predicted model, not a curated record
AUGGCAGUGAACAACACCGCCAUCCCGGUGUACCACGAGAAGCUACUGACUGUAAGCCUCGGCUUACGACGGGACUUUCCUUGGCUGUUCCUGGUCGCCGGCGUUUCUCAAGCCAUCAUUGGUGCGGACUUUCUUCAUCAUUUUCGCCUUUCUGUUGACGUCUCCAGACGUCUACUCGUCGACGGCUGCACCAACCUAUCUGUCCGGGCGAUCUCUGCUCCCCCACCCAACGAGCCUUUCAUCGGAGCGUCUCUCCCUACCGUUUCGCCACCCUUCCACGACCUCCUUCGGCAGUUCCCGUCGCUCACACAGCAGCCGGACUGGACUCUGCCCGUUAGACACGAUGUAGUCCAUCACAUCGAAACGAAAGGACCCCCAGCUUUCUGUCGCCCGCGCCCUUUGGGUCCAGAGAAGAUGAAGAUCGCUAGGGCCGAAUUCCAACACAUGUUGGACAUAGGCAUCGCUCGCCCGUCAUCCGCGAGCUGGUCCUCUGCCCUUCAUAUGGUCCCUAAGAAAACGGGCGACUGGAGGCCAUGCGGGGACUACCGCGCUCUCAACCUUGCACUGUCUCCGACAGAUACCCCUUGCCGCGCCUUCAAGACUUCACGGCGCAUCUUCACGGCACGAAGUGCUUCUCUAAGAUAG